Molecule: messenger RNA, 2133 nt
Organism: Dujonia railenensis
Lineage: Eukaryota; Fungi; Ascomycota; Pichiomycetes; Serinales; Debaryomycetaceae
Source: the annotation of a GenBank genome assembly
AUGGCCGAUUCAUCUAGAACCAUUAAUCACAAGCUUAAUGAUUUGUUAAGUAAAAACAAUAUCUCCAAAAAUAAGCUCGACGCGCCAACUGCGAUCAAUUAUGCAACAGUCCUCAAAACAAACAUUCUCGGGAAGGAUAAGCAGGAAAAAGUGAAUCUGAUUGUCGUUUUGGCUAAGUUGCUUGACUGUAUAGUUGGCGGAGAUGCCGUUCUGAACGAUUUUACCAGAGUUCUUGAUCACACUUUGUUCUCUACCCUCUUCUCUAUCGUUUCGCCUAAUAUGUCUACCGAAACGUAUAAGGCCAUUUUGAAAAUUGCCGUGAUAUUGAUUUCCGGCACUAUUUUCAAAACGAGAGACGAUGAGAACAUGUCAGUGUCAAUUGACAAGUAUUUACCAUUGUAUGAAUGUUUAAUUGAAUACUUAGAUGUUUUGGAUAUUAUGACUCAAAAAUUAUAUUUGCAAGAUAACAAGAUCACUUACAAUUCUAUAAAAUUGGUGACUGAUUUAAUUAACAAGGCAUUGAAGCACGAAUAUAACGGUAUUAUCACCUUGGCUGGUAGAUUGAAGCAUGUUGCCUUUUUCUCCACAGUUGGUAACUUAAUUGAUACCGAUGACAGAAGUAUUUUAGACGGAAUACUUCUUUUGAAAAUUUCAUACUACAACUUAAACGAUUUCCUCUCUAAGACACACUUUGAUUUAUCGAUUAAAUCGCAUCAAGUUAUGUUGAAUAACUUAUUCAUCUUUUUGGAAAUUUCUCUUAACGAAUUCGGUACCGUGGCAACCACAGAAGAGUACGUUAAGGCCGGUUUCACGGCAGAUCCUAGGAAGUUUGUAGUUGAUAAUUUUACCGUUUUGUUAGCUAUGGAUUUGAAGAUUUUCCUUAAGGACCCAAAUAUCACUUUCAAAAAGAGAUUCCACGAAGAGUUAAUGAUGAGUAACCAUAAUAGAACUUUCCCCUUGUAUUUAUUCAUCGGUAAAGUUACUGACUUGUGGAUCAAAGUUUUCCAUCAAACAGAAGAACAUCCAGGUAUUUAUGAAAAUAUUUUAAGUUGGGAAUUGAUGAUUUACUAUACUAUGAAUAACUGUCUUAUAUUAUGGCAGGAUACAAGGGCUCAAUUGGAAGAUUCAAAUGACGUUGACAGAAUUUUGCAAUUGUUAGAAAGUCAAAUUGAUAACGUUGAAAGUGAUAUGAUUUCCGGAAAGAAAACUGUUGAAGAAUGUUUAGACAUAACCAACCAUUCCUCUUCUUACGAGUUAAGACAUAGACAAAUAAUGAAAUUGAAGCAAGAACACGAGAGAUUAUGGAAAUCUCAAUUCAAUGAAUUUAACAGAGACUUAAACCAAGAAGUUAUGGAUUUUGUUUGUGAACAGAGAGUAAUUCAAUUGUUAAAGGGAUCUUGGGUCCACACUGAAAGUCACGGUGAACAGAUGUUGAAAGUGAAUUCCAUGACAAACUUCAAACUGCAAAAUGCUAAUAAGUACUACUUCAUAACUUUAUCUCCAAAUAGAAAGUACGUUUACUACAAAGAGUACAAUGAGAAAACUUUAGUAAAUCCGUCAUACGAAGAGUUGGAAAAUCAAUCUAUUAGAUUAAUGGAUAUUGUUGAUUUUAGAAGUACCAAGUUAGGAGACCACUUAGGUGGUUCGGGUGCUCUGUCUACCAAUGGGUCAACCAGUAAUGGCAAUGGACUGGCUAAUGGGGGAUUCGGAAGUGGAUUAAACCACCAUGCAGCUGUCAGCGGUGUUGCAGAGGCUAAACCUCAACAAGUAGUCACCGUAAAGGGAACAAUUUCAUAUGAAAAGAUUACCCUCAUAGGAGACAAUAACAGGAAACUUUUAUCCUUCUACACCGACACGGAGGUCAAUAAGUACGUCUGGCUUGAUGGGUUAAAGAUGUUGAAGGGGAUGAUCAAACCCGGUCAACUUUCUGACGAGACUGAAAAGCAAAUUCAGUCAUUGGUUGAUAUCAGAAGAAAUGCCCAAUUGUUAAGUCUUGAAGAUCAAAAAAUUGGAGGAGAAUUGAACUUCGAUACCAAGCUAUUGGAAGAUUCUGAAGACGAUGACGAUGAAGAGGAGUUCUACGACUUGGAUGAGUUGGUUAGUGUGACAACAGAUGGGUUUUACUAUAAGUAA